AUGAAGACUAAAGUCUUGGAGACAGCAAUUGAAGAAGUCUUUUCCCAUUGUUUGUCUCUUUGGCACGUACCAGAUAGGAUAUGUGAAAAUCUCUCUUUUGUGAUCAAACAGCACAACAACUUCUUACCAAAAUUUAGCAAGUAUGAUGAGCAAGCCAUUGUGGAUUUUGAAUCAUUGCACAGACAGCCAGCACUUAAAUCUCCAUCACCUUGGGAAAAACAAAUGUCAACAAUUUAUGCACAUGCAAUAUUUAAGAAAUUUCAAGUUGAUGCUUUGGGUGUUGGUGGCUGUCAAUCUAGGAUAGCGGCUGGAGAUGAAAUUGUUGCAAAAGGUGGACCAAAGAUGCCAAAUCAAGGAAUCAAAGUAUUAUUAUCUGAAGAGGAUAACAAUGUUGUUUUUUUGGCACUUGUUGAUGCCUUGAGGGACUGUAUAGUCCUGAAAAUCAGUCUCUUGCAAGGACUGGUAAAGUUGAAGAUUCCUAGUGAUGAUGCAGAGGCUCAACUCUUGAAUGCAGAAAAAAUAACUGCUAAGAAAAUUACUGAAAAUUCAAAUCCUGAUGAAAAUAUUUGGUGGGGUUCUGCAGAGCAUGAAUCUAAAUCUGGGUCAGAGCUUGAUUCAGCGACUAAAUUUCUUCCAAGAAGAAUGUCAUCAUUGGGAUUGGAUGUCACCGGAAAGAAACGAGUCGAACCAUUAUUACCAGGCCUAGACAAGUUUAGUUAUGCAUGUGAAAAAAUGUAUCUUCGUUUUGAGCUAGGAAAUAAAACUAAAAACAGUGACUGGUUGCUUUGA
This is a messenger RNA of Sphenostylis stenocarpa, 789 nucleotides long. Lineage: Eukaryota; Viridiplantae; Streptophyta; Magnoliopsida; Fabales; Fabaceae. The record is from the annotation of a GenBank genome assembly.